Molecule: messenger RNA, 1435 nt
Organism: Fomitopsis serialis
Lineage: Eukaryota; Fungi; Basidiomycota; Agaricomycetes; Polyporales; Fomitopsidaceae
Product: NAD(P)-binding protein
Exons: 8
Coding region: 19-1134 (371 amino acids)
Molecular function (GO): oxidoreductase activity
Source: RefSeq, a predicted model, not a curated record
GACGACGCCCGCGCGACGAUGGCCAGCUCAGAGUUGCCCCCUACUUCAUCGAAGACCCUCAUGUUACGCAGAGCGACUGAAGGCUCUGUACCGGCCUACCAUGACGCUGUACUUGAAGACAAGGCGAUACCUCCGCUACAGGAAGGACAGGUACUCAUCAAAAUCAACGCUGCAAGUUUCAACGCCAGAGAUCUAUGGUUGCGUCUUGGUAUGUAUGGGCCUGGCACUGAGUUUGACAGUCCUUUGGGAGCGGAUGGAGCAGGUGUUGUGGUCGCCACCGGAGACGCGGAUGACCAGUUGGCAAACAAACGAGUAUUUCUGCUCCCCAUGCGCGGCUGGGAUAAGCACCCUGACGCCCCUGAAUCGCCGAACUUUGCUGUGAUAGGCGGCACCAAAGUGCACGUUGGCACAUUCACGCAGUAUGUAGUCGUCGACAGAAGCGAAGUUAUCCCUACACCUGAACACCUCGACGAUGUUCACGCUGCAGCGUGGCCAAUCAGCGGGUUGACAGCGUGGAGAUCCGCUGUUGUGUACGGCAAAGUCAAUCAGGGCGAUAAUGUGCUCAUAACGGGGAUCGGAGGUGGCGUAGCAGUGCUUGCCCUGCAGAUCUGUCUUGCGCGUGGGGCGACCGUCUACGUCACGAGCGGCUCGGAUGAGAACAUUCGGCGGGCCAUAGGGCUUGGGGCCAAGGCCGGAGUGAACUAUAAACAUGAGGAUUGGAUCAACCAGCUUACCAAGAAGCUCGAAGAAAGUGGCGCCGAAGAAGGGAAGGCAGAGAAAGUGCUUUUGAGUGCCGUUAUUGACUGCGUCGGGGGAGACAUCAUGGUGAAGACGGGCCCUAUCCUCAAGAGCGGUGGCCGAGUAGUGUUGUACGGAAUGACCACACCGCCAUAUCAGACGAUCUAUGCCGCAUCUCAUUAUACGAAGUGUCAACAAAUAUGCGGUGUCAUGAUGGGAUCGCGGCAAGACCUCAUCGACGCGACCAACUUCAUUGCGGAGCACCGUGUCGUACCCCACGUAUCGGUGGUGCUAGACGGCCUUGAGGAAGCAGAAGAGGGCUUCGAGCUAAUGAGGAAGAGGCAGAAGUUUGGCAAGAUGGUUAUGAGGAUCCGUCACGGCGACAAUUCAGCAUAGAGGUCGGUUCAGUCAUACUUGCUAUCGGGCGGUCUUGGAUGCUAGACCACGGCCAUUGGUCUCGCGCAUACGUAGACGCUUUGAAAUACACCGAAAGUUGCGUAGUGGUUAGCAGGCAGUGACCAUCCUUCAUCAGAAAGUCGCUCACAACUCGACCAUGUUGAGCGACACCGCGGUGACUGACUGCCACAUGGUGUCGGCUCCUGCGGGUCUUGAAUUGUGAACGACGGUAAUAAGAACGGCUUCAACUUCACUCGACCCAAAAAGCCUGCUCAGAGGGUGAUUCGAUGCUGUGAAGAGC